Molecule: messenger RNA, 3983 nt
Organism: Bufo gargarizans (Asiatic toad)
Lineage: Eukaryota; Metazoa; Chordata; Amphibia; Anura; Bufonidae
Gene: KLHL32
Product: kelch like family member 32
Exons: 11
Coding region: 1290-3293 (667 amino acids)
Molecular function (GO): protein binding
Source: RefSeq, a predicted model, not a curated record
GGCUCAGUCAUGCCGGCUUCACGGUGCAGACUGUGACCGGAUGUGCCCUAAAACAUGUGGCACAGAUGUGCAGGAGCCUGCACUGGCUGAAAUUGCAGACAGCAUAGUUGAAGUUGUUGCAGAGCUGGGCUUUCCCCAAGUAAUGAAUGGGUCUCCCCAGUUUGUCAAACUGGGUAGCCUGCUGGCUGGGACCCGGGUUGAUCCCGCCUCUGGAGGUACUGGGGGCAAGGACACAAACUCUUCAAUGUCUGAAGGCUGAGACAUGACGACUGCAACCACACAACAACAACAGAGAAAGGGAGAGAGGAGGGGAAAAAGAAAACAAAAACAACCUGUUAACCCUACGACCUGCUGCCCAUAAGCCGACAGACAAGGUGACAGAAUCUAAACCCCCCCCCCCCAGCAGCGUGGAACGUUUUAACGAGAAGCCGACGAGGCUGACAGGGAGUAUGAUAGUCGUUUCCACUGACGUAUGAGACGAGCCCGAGUUUGUCUGAAUCUGUGACGUGGCAGAUUCAUUAAAAACGAACACUGCGGGCUAACGAACCUACAGACGUGGUAGGUGAUGUAUGUAAGUAUAGGAUUUGUGGAAAACAGACCGUAUGACGUAUGACACUAUUCUACGAGAUGAUGCGAGGUGUCUCUGUCUGUCGUGCGAGAGUGUGGCUGUACUAGCGAAUGUACCUAUGCUAGUGGUGUAUGCACGAAGUUUGGUGGAAAAAGGUUCCUACCCCUUUUUUUUUUUUUUUUUUUUUAUUAAACAAUCCACCUAUUUUUUUUUUUUUUUUUUCCUUCUUUAUUUAACAACCCACUUUUUUUUUUUUUUUUUUUUUCCGUCAAACUGGCUGAUGUGCAAACUAUGUGUCUAAGGUAUGUAUGUAGUGUAUGUGAAGAGUGUCAAACAUGUGCACCACCAGCAACCUUGUAAGUAAUCAACCCAGUAAUGGCACCAGGACCCAGCUACCAGAGUUUUAACCUGCUGAGCCCAGAUGACUCGCAGCCCCUGUGUAAACUUUAAAUGCAGGUUAUGUUGAAAAGGCAGUGAGCUCCAACCAUGUGACAAUGCUGCCCCCUGGUGCCAAAACUUGAAUUGCAUGUGCCUGAACGUAGUGAGGAGAAGCGAUCCUCCGGCACACUUCCACCUCUCUUCACACCCUCCUACCCUCCCCCACGUUGCCACACUGCCCAAACAAACCAGUUAUCCUGGACAACGAUCUUUAACAGCUGCAGACUGAAGGGAAAGGUACACCCGGCUUCUCUGAGGACCCACUCGUGCAGGACGCUUGCUGAUGACGUCACACCCGGAAGUAGCAGACGUCCGAAUGCAGACGUGCUGCCUGGGAGAGCCGGACUGCUUAAGACAGCUGGAAUGCUUGUUUGUUCCUUCUAUAAAUCUUAAGUGUGAAGACUCAGAGGAACCGACUUGGAUGAUGCCUUCUGAGAUAUGCCUCAGUACUAAAGAAAUGCUAACAGGUCAGAGGCAUUGCCAGUCCAUGUCACACAAAGAUGCUGUUCUGUCUGCGUUAAAUCAGCAGAGGAGCGACGGUAUACUGUGUGAUGUCACCCUUGUUGCUGAAGAGCAGAAGUUCCAUGCCCAUAAGGCCGUGUUGGCAGCCUGCAGUGAUUAUUUUCGGGCAAUGUUUAGUCUUUGCAUGGUUGAAAGUGAAGCCGAUGAAGUCAAUUUACAUGGUGUCACCAGUCUUGGCUUAAAACAGGCUCUUGACUUUGCCUACACUGGACAGAUAUUAUUGGAGCCAGGAGCGAUCCAGGAUGUUUUGGCAGCUGGAAGUCACCUACAGUUACUUGAGCUCUUGAACCUUUGUUCCCAGUAUCUGAUACAGGAACUAAGUAGCUUUAAUUACUUGGACCUGUAUAAACUAGCUGACUUGUUUAAUCUGACAUUGCUGGAGACAGCAGUGGUGGACUUUCUAGUAAAGCACCUGUCAGAGCUUUUGAAAAGUCACCCGGAAGAAGUUCUUGCACUGCCCUUCCGUCUGCUCAGAGAGGUCCUGAAGAGUGAUCAUCUGACAUCACUUAGCGAAGAGCAAAUUUGGCAAUUGGCUGUGAGAUGGCUGGAGCACAACUGCCGUUAUCAGUACAUAGAUGAACUGCUGCAGUAUGUACGUUUUAGCCUUAUGGAUACAAACGCUCUUCACACUAUCAUCCUUUGUCACCCUUUGAUUCAAGCUAGUGAAACAGCUACAGCACUAAUUAAUGAAGCCUUGGAAUAUCACCAAAGUAUCUAUGCACAGCCGGUAUGGCAGACCAUACGGACAAAACCGCGCUUUCAGUCCUGUACACUUUAUAUUGUUGGAGGAAAGAAGAGGGAGAUCUGCAAAGUUCGGGAGUUGAGAUAUUUUAAUCCUGUUGAUCAAGACAAUGUUCAUAUUGCAGGAAUAGCAAAUUGGAGUGAGCUGACUCCUAUGCCGGUAGGGAGAAGCCAUCACUGUGUGGCAAUCAUGGGUGACUUUUUAUUUGCGGCAGGAGGGGAAGUUGAGCAUGCCACUGGGCGCACCUGUGCGGUGAGGACAGCAUGCCGAUACGAUCCUCGCAACAAUGCAUGGAUUGAAAUAGCUCCAAUGAAGAACUGCCGGGAGCAUUUUGUUCUGGGUGCACUGGACAAUUGUCUCUAUGCAGUAGGGGGCAGGAAUGAAUUACGACAGGUACUGCCAUCUGUAGAGCGGUACUGCCCCAAGAAGAACAAGUGGACUUUUGUACAGUCGUUUGAUAGAUCUCUUUCAUGUCAUGCUGGAUGUGUUGCAGAUGGCCUUCUCUGGAUAUCAGGAGGUGUGACUAAUACAGCACAAUACCAGAACAGACUCAUGGUGUAUGAUCCAAAACAGAAUAAGUGGAUUAGUCGCAGCCCUAUGCUGCAGAGAAGAGUUUACCAUGCCAUGGCAGCGGUCCAAAGGAAGCUUUAUGCCCUGGGUGGAAAUGAUUUAGAUUACAACAAUGAUCGGAUUUUGGUGCGACACAUAGAUUCUUACAACAUUGACACGGACCAGUGGACACGCUGCAGCUUCAACUUACUCACAGGGCAAAAUGAGUCUGGAGUUGCUGUUCAUAAUGGAAGAAUCUACUUGGUUGGUGGUUAUUCUAUUUGGACAAAUGAACCUUUAGCAUGUAUACAGGUGCUGGACGUUAGCAGAGAAGGCAAAGAAGAAGUGUUCUAUGGGCCUACACUGCCAUUCGCCUCUAAUGGGAUAGCAACAUGCUUCCUGCCUGCACCGUACUUUACAUGUCCCAAUUUGCAGACUUUGCAGGUUCCACAUCAUAGAAUAGGCACAAUGUAAAGAAUUUAUUUACAUAGAAUCAAGAAAUUAACACAACAUACGUUAUAUUAUUGUGGGCGAAUGAUAUAGCUAAAUAAUAAAAACACAAGGUUGGUGCCAUUCAUAUAUGUUCUAUACAUAGCUAUAUAUCUGUAACCCCCUGUGCUGGCUGAGAAAUCACUCUACUGCCAUAAGCAUCAAUAUAUAGUCAGGGCAGGGUAUCAUUGUGCCUGGAAAACUUCUGUACAGUACUGCAAAUGAUUACUCACAGCAUUAUGACGCAAAGGCAACAGUGACUAUGCAAAAGGCUACUUUCUCACUAGAGUGAAGGUGUCAUUGCUAGACCAAUAUGCUCCAGUCACUAGUGUCUGUACACUUUCACACUAAGAACAAAACAAAUGGUUAAAGGGCAAUACACAAUGAUAAGAAUUUAAACAUAUGCAACUGACUGGAUGUAUGUGAUAAGCAAAAGGGAAUGUCAACCAUAAAAGAUCACUGUAAUUUUAUGAUAUGUAAAUAAUUUUCCAUAUCGUUCCGUUCUAAGCCAUGGUGUGGAACAUUGCAAUGACUUUCAUAUUGAAGAGAUGGGACAAAUAUAAAAGGAACUGUGAUAAAAAAAUGAAGUUUGCGUAUUUCCAACCCAUCAACUUUGCUGCUAAUAAGUUACUGAACAGCGAACCUAAGUGCAAAUAAAUAAAAACCAUUGUUCAA